Messenger RNA from Octopus bimaculoides (California two-spot octopus), 3808 nucleotides. RefSeq lists its product as uncharacterized. Lineage: Eukaryota; Metazoa; Mollusca; Cephalopoda; Octopoda; Octopodidae. The record is from RefSeq and is a predicted model, not a curated record.
AUUGACCUAAGAAGUGUACAUUUUAAUUGCGCUUCGGGUCAAACAGGACUGUUACAAUAUGAAGUGUAGCUUCUACAGUAUUUAUAUAUAUACAUACAUAUAACUUAAGUGCAAUAUUCAGCAGCCGGCUUUCGUAGAGACGAGCACACGAAGUGGAGUCGAGAUAAAGAUAAUAACAAAAACAAAAAAAAUUGUGAGUCAUUCAUCUCUAGAUAUGUUUUCUAUGAUGCUGGGGUAAAACAGGGUUUCACUACAAUGAUAGUUUUAUUCACAGAAAAACAGAAUACCCUGCGGUGAACAUAUUAAAAGGGCGUGGGGGGAAUGGUAUCACGUGACUUUGCACUGGAUUACCAAAAUGUAAGGAAUAAUUAAUAAAGUCGUGACUUUAAACGGAAUACCGAGAAAGAAUAAGAAAAGAAAAACAGGUAUUUGAUAUGGACGUUAGCUGUUACCAGAAUAUGACACGGCGGGUCGUCAGAGAAUGGAAAAUGCCUUGUUAACCUUUAGCAACUAGGUUUCAUGACCGACAAAAAACGGAUAUAAAUACUCGGCUGGAUUAAGAUAUUGCCGUAUGCAAAGAAAUGGAUUCCCCAAGAUUUUGUGUGUGCCUGUAUCAUCACCUCCAUUGGAUGCUCUGUGCUCUUUGUUUUGUCUUAUUGAUCACAAUCAGCUUUGUCUCCAGUGCUUGCAACUUUCACGAUAUGAAACAUAUAGAGACGGUAGACGUAAUUUGGGAGACAAACAAUACUAUCAAACCAAAUGGGAACGACUUAACAGAGAUUGAAUUUAAGAAAAAUUACAUGAUAGCCCGACAUAUUUACCAAACAUCGUUCGGUACUAAUAACACUGAGCAAUAUUACAUAAGAGAGUGUAUAUAUAAAAUGUUGGACAAGUAUGUGGUGCGGCAUGAAGAAAAAGGUAAACCGAGAAUGUAUGCAUGCCUUGAAUUUAUCAGAAGAGGUGUAGCUGUAAUGCAAAUUCGAGAAUCUAAUUUUGUGUCUCGGUUCGAUCUGCAGCUUUGUCAUGAGCACCAUCUAAAAUUAAACCCUUGGCCUUUAAUACUUCGCAGUCGAAUUAGGGACGAAUACUUACUUUGUCCUUUACAAGGAGGAUACAAUAUGAAAAUUGUUGAUUCAAAUGGAAUUAGCAAUGGCUGCAACAUGAAAGCCCUUCCAAUGAGAUUAGAGAGCGAAUGUAUCGCUGGUGAAGGGAUGACAUUUUACUUUCGAUCUGAAACCUGCCUUCAGAAUACACCCAUGGAAACAACAACAAACCUGUUAUGUGUCGCCAGUUGGUGGGAUGAUGGCUACACAUUUACUAUUGUUAGAACUUAUAAAGGUAAAAUUUGGUGCCUUCGUUCUCAAAAUAUUAGUAAUUGGGAAAAAAAUGAAAUUUAUUUAUUCUUUGAUUUAAUUUGCCCCAACGGAGUAGAUGAUAUCAUAGGAUGGUCUGAGACAUCAAAUAAGGCUCAACAAGCCAAGAACUACAUCGUUGCAAGCCUGACUCGUGUCAUGUAUACUAAAUUAUGUCAAGACGAAUACAAAGAAUGUAGGCAGGUGGCAUGUUCAAGACUCACAGAAUAUGAGUGUCCCUACAGCUGCCGGAAAUGUGAUCCCAAUAUGCCUCCAGCAGUCUGUUCUUUUCCAAGUCGGCUUCGUGGUCCAUGGUACCAAACAAAUUACGAUGGUAUCAAGGAGAUUCAGAUUAGCGAAUCGAAUUUUGAAAUUGAACGGGUUGGCUCGUUCAAGUGUGUCUCAUUAAGCAGAAUCUCAACUAGAAGUGAGGGUCGAUAUUCGGUGCUUUCGAUUUUCAAAAACGGUUGCCGACCUCGUUAUUCUUGUAUCCAAAUCACUGAUUAUUCUCCAAUGGUAAUGGGUUAUGUACUCUCAAAAAGUAUCGUUUGGCCACUCGUCGAUGAUCAUGUUAAAGAUUCGAUUUGUAGUAACCAAAGAUUCAUAUCAGAUGUUAAACCCAUUGGUGACACAUAUCGCUCUUUUCCAAAUUCAUUUAAACCGAUUGUGUCCCGCAAACCUUUGGAAAGUUUUAAGGAUUGUGAGUUUGAAUCAAGCUUUGAGAUUCGGUUAGCCAUAAAACCUGGACGAGGUUGCUAUGGAAGUAUGUACCAGGACUGCUAUGAUAACACCUUAUUCCGUAUUGAAAUGAAAAAUUGCCCAAUACACGCGCAUGUAAGCGACUAUCGUUGUUUAUUAACGUUUAAACCUAAUUAUUGGGAGAAGGCUGUAGUAAUGCAAAAUCGUGAUAACACUUCCGAUACUAUUUGUCUUUUGAAAAACGACAUGCAUAAAAAUGAAAUAAUUGUGAUGGCUGCCAGUGAAUGUAAUAAAAUGACUUGGUCUUUUGUGAGAGGUCGGUAUCUGAAACCGCUUACUGUCUACACCCUCAAAGCUGAGGCCAUACCUUGCAAAAACAUUCCGAUGAAGACCACAACCACCGCAGAUCGCAUUAUCAUACAUAAACCUCAAACAUUUGAUCGUGAUAAACCUAAUGAACCGUUUAAAAUACCGAGUGUACCAGAAAUUUACUACAAAAGAAAGGCGGAGAGAAAGAAAGAACAUACUCGAAGUAAUGGCGCGCGUUUAGUUCAAUGCUUAACCAAAGGCGGAUUACAGUCAGUUUUUCUGUGGCUAUUUUCAAUAUUUUUACAAUUUACAUGAAAAACCGACGGAUUUUACAAAUUGAGAGAGAACAUCAUAAGAACUGAAGUAUCGGCUAAUAGUAAGAAGCGUGCCAAUGAGAGAUACCGGCCAGUAAGGAUUUCAUUUCUUACUAAGAGUGGAAUAUAAUUUUUGAAAUCAGAUCAAAAGUAAUGAAUUGUAUAAUAAACCUGAUUAUUUAAAAAAAAAAAAAAAGAAAUAGCAAAAAUAUAUUAAUAUUCCUCGUUCCCUUUCUCAGCUGCAGACAGUGUCGCUUACCCCGCCUUAUUUGACCUUUCCCCACCUCAAACUCACCUUUCUUUAUUCCUUUUCCCCCUUGCUUCACUUUCAUCUGACCCUUCCUUUAUUCAAACAUAGAAACAGAUACCUGGACUAAAUUAUCUGUCGGAUUCUGAGCAACAUUAUACUAUUGGAGAACAGACUAAGAAGUUAUGUGUGAGAGUGAAAGAGAGAGAGAGUGAGAGAGAGUGCGUGCGUGCGUGCGUGCGUGCGUGUGUGUGUGUGUGUGUGUAAAAAUACAUAAAUAACAUAUCAUAGAUGUUAUAUAUGUAUGUGUAUAUAAUAAUGUUUGUGAGUUUGUAUAGUGUUUGUAUGAAUGUCUGCAUAUAUAUAUAUAUAUAUAUAUAUAAUUUCAUCCGAAAGCACAUACGCAGACAGUCAUAAAUAUGCAUCAUGCAUCCAUACUGAAAAGCGCUAAAGAGCUUUCAAGUGCACACAACAAACUAACUAAACAUUAAUGGUAUUCAAUCAGCUCAAAUGAAAACAUGUUUACACUACAUGACAAUGAAAGGCUGAAUAAUUGUUGACUGAUAAAUAUACUUUAUAUCACUCGUGGUGGAUUAGUCAAAUUUCGUCCACAUUGAAAAUAAAGACACAAUAAAAAACCAACAGACGAUCGUUGAAAAAUGCACAUACUAAACUAAAAACAUAUAUAAUUAUAUGUAUUUCUAAUAUUGUAAAUAUUUUGUGGUGUAAACUAUAAAAUGUGUUUGUUUUAUUUUAAUACUUACACAUAAGGUACGCAUAUAUGUGCGUGUGGGGGUAAGCAUGGAGUAACAUUAUAUAUAUAUAUAUUAAAGCAUAUAUGUAUAUAUAUAAGUAUAUAUAUAGGUAUAUAUAAGCAUAUAUAUAAG